Molecule: messenger RNA, 665 nt
Organism: Ciona intestinalis (vase tunicate)
Lineage: Eukaryota; Metazoa; Chordata; Ascidiacea; Phlebobranchia; Cionidae
Molecular function (GO): peptidase activity
Source: RefSeq, a predicted model, not a curated record
CGAAAUUUAUGUAGGGCAGUAUAACUUUUAAAAGAUAUCAUAUAUAUUUGGUUGUACAUCGAUUUUCAAAGGUAAAAAGUUCAAACACAGAGAUGAUGCACAUUGAACAGACAGCGUUUAUGUUCUUCAUGGUGAUUGCUGUAUCUACAGGUUGCAAACUAAAGACUUACGGCAAUAGUUACGUUGUUGGUUAUAAUAGUCAAGUCAUAAGGGUUGAGGAUGCCUUUGUCGGAUCAAUGAAAACUAUAUCUAACAGUGCGAGUACUUGUAACGUAACGGUGAUAGUUACAUCAUCUUUCCGCAAACAAAGUCAGCCUGUACCGGGACAUAUUGUGCCACCUGCGUCACGUUCAAAUCAUUUGGUCGGGCACGCGAUUGACAUGAAUUUGAAAACACCGAAAGGAUAUUGCAACAGCAGAUGCUUGGCUGCACGAAAAAACUCCCAUGCCGAAUGCUUUUUGAAAAACGUCAUGGGCGCUGGUCUUAGAUGGGGUGGAACAUGGAAUCAACCAGAUCCUGUUCAUAUCGAUGAUAGUUUGAACCUUCGUUCACCAAAAACUUGGGAAAGUCUCUUCUACGACUUGCAAAGACAUUGCUGAGAGUCGAACCCAAGUUUCCGAUAAUGUAUUUAGUUUUAAACGGAAUAAAUGUAAAUGCAAUGAAAA